Molecule: messenger RNA, 366 nt
Organism: Penicillium chermesinum
Lineage: Eukaryota; Fungi; Ascomycota; Eurotiomycetes; Eurotiales; Aspergillaceae
Exons: 2
Coding region: 1-366 (121 amino acids)
Biological process (GO): protein insertion into mitochondrial outer membrane; mitochondrial outer membrane translocase complex assembly
Cellular component (GO): mitochondrial outer membrane
Source: RefSeq, a predicted model, not a curated record
AUGGAAUCUGCUUCCAACGCUUCGAUCUUGUCCUCCGCGUACCUGGUCCCGUCUUCGCAGAGCGCCUAUGAGACCGAGGACGAUGUCGCGUCUCUGCCUUCUGAUUCCGCCUCCACUUCCGACCUUGAGACCUUGACAGAUGAUGGAUCCGAUGCCGAGGCAGAAUGGCAAGAGAGUCUGGAACAGUUGGAGUUGUUAUUGACAAUGGUCCUGAUACCGUUCAUCGGCAAGUUCUUAGGGCGCAAAUGUGCAUACUGGAGUUGGGCCCGAGUUAUGGAGCACUACUACCCCGAUGUCGAGGUCAAGAUCAAGAGCCCCGCGACUUUCAAAGCCACCGGUGCGGUCGAGGCUGCAGCAACCCUCUGA